AUAUAUAUCUUACUCAUUCUUCCAACAAAACCCUCGUAACACUUGUAUAAAUACCCCACUCCAUGCAACUAUUCUCUUUGGCUAUGCACUCUUUCUCCCCUUACAUCUUUACACACCAUCUUAAUUUUCAUCUCGAAACUCUACUUCAUCUUCACUUUCAUCUCAAAUCUCUCGGUAACUCAAAAAUUCACAAAGUUUUAAUACAUACAACAUAGUUAUAUGGAAGAAGUACCCGAGUCUGAAACUCGACAGAACUAUACUAGAAAUAAGCAAAGUCACCUUAAAAUCUUCGGCUUCAAUGUAAAAGAAGUUGAAGAAGAUGAAGCUGGUGAGGCCGAAGGAGUUUUAGCCCUUUCGGCCUCAUCUGAAGUCGGUGGCUUCGGAGCCACCGACGCUCGAAAAUACGAGUGCCAAUACUGUUGCCGUGAAUUCGGCAACUCACAAGCCCUAGGUGGUCACCAAAACGCUCAUAAAAAAGAGAGGCAACAACUAAAACGUGCGCAAAUGCAAGCAACGCGAAACGCCGCCGUUUCGUACAUGCAUAACCCUAUAAUCGGUGCUUUUUCUCCGCCGCACCACCUCCUCUCUCCGGCGGGACCCACCUUCCUCCCGACGUCGCCUUCGUGGGUUUAUGUUCCACGCGCCGCCGCGCCGUUUCAGGUGUCGCAUGGGUGUGUUUUUCCUUCGUAUCCUGUCGGAAGAGGUGCAGGGAAGUUAAUGUAUGCCGGCGGAGCAGGUGAUCCGGGUGGGAUGACUAAUGGUGGGGCUCAGCAAAGUGGGGUCUACCAAGAUGGGCCUUCACUUAGUAGGUUUUCUAGAGGGGAUAGUGGGCCCAGUUUCGAUGAUGCACUGGGCUUGGAUUUACAUCUCAGCCUUGCCCCAGCUAGCCUUGACUAAGCACUGGCUUGUAGCUUUAGUUGUACCUUGAUAUAUAAAUAAUCAAUUUUACCGCUGCUAGAUUAUUGUAUAUGUAUAUUUCUUUCUGCUCAGGGUUCUAGAAAUCGUCGAUUAUUUGAGA
Molecule: messenger RNA, 1018 nt
Organism: Daucus carota subsp. sativus
Lineage: Eukaryota; Viridiplantae; Streptophyta; Magnoliopsida; Apiales; Apiaceae
Product: zinc finger protein GIS3
Exons: 1
Coding region: 220-897 (225 amino acids)
Biological process (GO): gibberellic acid mediated signaling pathway; trichome morphogenesis; trichome differentiation
Cellular component (GO): nucleus
Molecular function (GO): transcription cis-regulatory region binding; DNA-binding transcription factor activity
Source: RefSeq, a predicted model, not a curated record